AAAGGCUUCCGGGAGGGUAACCCCCACCCACUCUGGCCAUGAGCCCCUUUGUGCCCCACUCCCACCCUCCAGGCCAGGCCACUGAUGUCACUGGUGACAGGACAGCAUUGUUCUCCCUCCCACCCCCACCCUCACCUCACAAGCCCCAUCACCAUGGGAACUGAGCCAGCCAAUCAGCACACAGAGUUUUCAAAAGGCAGCCUUAUAUACGGAGUCACCUCUCCCCAGACGGGCCUCCGCCAACAUUCAGAGGCCUCCCUCCCCCUCCCCCUGGAUAAACCACUUCAGCUGUCCCCCAUUUUCCUCGAGGGAGAAAAAGGGGAAUCCUCUGUCCGGAAUGCCCAGGAAGGAGAGCCAAGCCUACAGUCACCCAGCUUAGAGCCCCGGCCCCCCGCGUGGCCACGCAGUGCAGGAGCAGCUCAGGAGCCCCGGAAAGUGUCCAGCAGCAACCUCAGCUUCACCCAGAGCAGCGAGAGCCAUGUGUCCUGUGUGCAGCACCCCCGGCCGGAGGACUGCAGCCACGCCAGCCUGAGCAGUGGGUACGCAGGGGACAAGGAGGGCAGUGACAUCAGCUUAGUGGGCAGCCGCCGGAGGGUGCGGUUGAACAGAAGGCUCAACAACCCCGCGCCCAGCACCCAAACGAGCCAGCUGGGCUCCACAGACUCUCCCAGCUGUCUAAAGAGCCAGCUGACUGGCCCCGCCCACAGCACCAAGCAGACUGGAGGGCAAGAGUGA
Molecule: messenger RNA, 735 nt
Organism: Sapajus apella (tufted capuchin)
Lineage: Eukaryota; Metazoa; Chordata; Mammalia; Primates; Cebidae
Gene: CUNH16orf82
Product: chromosome unknown C16orf82 homolog
Source: RefSeq, a predicted model, not a curated record